UGAGACACGAAGUCCCAUUUAAUAUCACAUCUAUCCUAUUCUUGAUCACUGGGAUAAUCACCACGUGUUUGACGACGAUUUGGCGCUAGUAUAGAAUCCAAAAAUGGCACUAGUUUAUCUUAUUAAUAGUAAUUUUAGUUUUGUAUUGAAUACAUUAUAUUGUAAAUGUAUGACAAAUAUAAAAAGAUUUGUAACGGAACACAAUGUUAUGAGAUAUUCCAAACAAGUUGGUGCAAAAAAACUUGAGAAUUAUAAAUCAUUUGAGCAAAUGCUUAAAUUCAGACAGAAUGAAGCAAAAAAAUGUAUUUUAGUAAAGAUACAUAAUAUGAAAUAUAUUAGUGAUCUUGAAAAAUUUUGUAGACAUUAUGCAAAUAUUGUAAACAUUCUUCCUUAUUCUGUAACGAAUAAUAAAAAUUUUGUAUUAAUGGAAUUACAAUCAGCUGAAGAUGUACAAAUAUUUAAAGAUAUAGCUGCCUUUAAAACAGAUGUAGAAUGUAUUCAAAUUGUGUCACCAUUAUUUUCAUUUGAAUCACGAAAUAAAUUCAGUUCAUAUCAAUCAAAAGAAGAUAUUACCUUAUAUUCCAACUUUAGAGUUCCAAAGUUAGAUGAAGUCAGAAAAUCACUGGAACAAGUAGAUUCUGUAUCAGAUCAAAUGGUAUCCCUAUACAAUGGUUUAAAAAUUACAGAUUUAGAUAUAAGGCUGAGAUUUUAUACUGCCAAACAAAUGUCAUAUUACUUAUCUAUGUUAUUUCCCAAUGUACAAGUGGUACCAUUUGGAUCCUCUGUUAAUGGGUUUGGUCAAAUAGGAUGUGAUCUUGAUUUACUAUGUAAAACUAUUAUGGAUCAUAGAAAAGUUUUAAAUGACUCCAAAAGGUUCUUUUCUAUAGCACGAAAAAUCCCUCUUAUAGAAAGAGAUGAACAAAAAGAAUUCUUAGAAGUAGUAGCUACAAUAAUGAAAAUGUGCAUUCCUGGAAUCAGUAAUAUAAAAAAGAUUCUUGAAGCUCGGGUUCCCAUAAUUAGAUUUUCGAACGUAUAUACAAAUAUGAUAUGUGACCUUAGUAGCACAAACACGGUUGCAUUACACAUGUCCGAGUUGUUAUAUAUAUAUGGACAAUUGGAUUGGCGCAUUAAGCCACUUAUUUUCACCAUUCGUAAAUGGGCAAGAGAUAUGAAUUUGACAAAAAUAUUUCCAGGUCAAUGGAUAACAAAUUUUUCCCUUACUUUGUUAAUUAUAUUUUAUUUACAAACAAAAAAUAUAUUACCAUCUAUAAGCACCUUAAAUAAAUUUAUAGAACUCGAUAAGAAAACCAAGAAAGCAACAAACUCUAAUUUUAAUUGGUUUGUAAGCUGGCAAGGAUCCAUAAAGCAUGUCAAUGAUGAAAGUUUGCUGAGUCUUUUAUAUCAUUUUUUUGAAUAUUAUAGUACUUUCGAUUUUAAAACGCAAGCAAUUUGUAUAAAAGAUGGAAAAUUCAAACCGAAAAAUGAUUUCUCACCUCUUUAUAUUCAUAAUCCAUUUGAUACAACAUUAAAUGUCAGUAAAAACGUUAACUCAACUGAACUAAUACGUUUGAUAGAUCACUUUCAAAAAGCAUUUAAUAUAAUGUUAAAUUCAGCUGAAAAAGACAUAAUUUUGAAACUAAUUAAUUUAACACCAAACCAAACAACAACUGAUUAUAAAUUUAACGAUGAAGAAACACAAAUGAGACUUAAGCAAAACCUUUUUCCAACCAUAACUAAUAUUAAUAAUUUGAACAAAAUACAAGGGAUUAUAAUAAAGUAAUAAUAAAUAUGGCAUUUCAUUUCAAAUUAAUUUAUUUGUAACUGAUUUUUCUAAACUUCACCAACCUGUAAAUAUAAUUUUGAUAUUAAAAAUUUUGAAAUUAGGAGAUGGAUAAUGCAAAAAUCAUCAUCAUGUAUUUAUUCUUAAAUUUAAGUAGAUGUAUGAAAAAUAGAAUAAGUAUUUGAUAGAAAAACUUUGAUAGCGAAAAAAGAAAUGAAAAAUGUAAAUUUACUUCUAUAUAUUAUCAAAGCUAAUAAAUCGUGCGUUACUUUACUUUAUUAAGAUAAAAAUGACAUAAUUCAGAUUACAAUCUAAAUACUAAUGUUAUAAUAUCAUAUGUAUAAAACGGAUAGAUUUUAUCGGAUAGUAGUGUAUAUAAAAUCAGCAAGUUUUUAUAGUCAGCAAAAAAAAUUGUAUGACGUCUUCAUUUUAAUAUUUUGUAUUAUACCUCAUAUCUUUUUCUUAAAUCUUAUUAAAAUUUGGAAAUAUAAGGCAAACUAUGUUGGAAAAACGUAUUGCACCAGUUCUGUAACGUAAAAUCAUGUUAGUAAAUCCACUGCAUUGAAUAAUGGAAAUAUCUAUCGAUAAUUAAACGAUUUUUAUACUUCAUAACUUGUAUAUUUCUCUAUAUUAUCAGCAAUUCGAUAUUUUUCAUACAUAAUUAAUUGUGUACACUUACUAUAAUUAUAACUCAUGAUCUGUACGAAGACCGUGAUAUCUUAAUUUUUUAACGAUUGUAUUUAACUUUCACGAGGAACCUUCGUUUUUCGUGGAAGCUAAGUAUUGUGUAUUUCUAAGGAAACGAUCACCUCAAUAUUUGACACGUGUAUGUAAUUGUAAAAACAUUUAUCGCAAUUAUACUCCUAUAUAAUUGAAGUACAAUUUCAGACGAUGGAUCCUCGUGUGUUUGGCAAAUUACAAGUACACUUGUAAUUAGGCUGUCUUUUCUUAUCAGGACAAAAUGCUGUCACUUCGAUUUUCCAUGUACAAUCGACGAUUCGUUCAUCGUUCAAUUAUAGGGAUUGAGUGUACAUUGUAUUUGUUAUAUAUAAAAUUUGAAUUUGUCAUAUAUAAAUUCUAAUUCUUCUUUUUUUUUUUUUACGAUUCAAUUUCAAUCGUUCACUUUACAAAAUCCAUUCCUCUUAAUCCAAUUCUAAUUUCAAAUUAAAGAAUAAUUAAACACAUGAUUUGAGCAGUAUGGGAAA
Molecule: messenger RNA, 2985 nt
Organism: Bombus terrestris (buff-tailed bumblebee)
Lineage: Eukaryota; Metazoa; Arthropoda; Insecta; Hymenoptera; Apidae
Gene: MTPAP
Product: poly(A) RNA polymerase, mitochondrial
Exons: 7
Coding region: 104-1780 (558 amino acids)
Biological process (GO): mitochondrial mRNA polyadenylation
Molecular function (GO): poly(A) RNA polymerase activity
Source: RefSeq, a predicted model, not a curated record